AUGGUCUCCAGGAGCCUCGGCUGCCCUGCAUCUCAGACGCCCAAGUUGCUGCAGGCCUUGCGAUUGAUCCCUUCCGUCGAGCUGGGCGAUUUCGCUCAUCUACGUGCUUACCUGACCCGCCGUCAGGGCGCCCCCGGAGCGCCCGUCCUGGCCACCGCCUUCUUAGGCGAACUUCGACGUCGACACUUUGCCGACUUAAACCACGAAGCACGCCUGACCUACGCUGCAAGCCGCCUUGGCGCUGCCAGAUGCGACGUUCGGACGCUCCUCCCGUCCUUGGCCGAGCGGGUCUUCCUGGCCAAGGACAGCAACGCUGCAGCGACUCUAAUGACGGCUUUCGCCCACAGCCUAGCUGUGGAUGCUUUUCACAACUUGCUGGAGACUCUGAUGGAAGUCUUCAUCCGAAUGGGCACAGCGAGCACUACCGAUCUUUCGACAAACACAGCAAGGUCUGUGGACUCCCAGCAAGAUGAGGAGAAGGCCGAGGCGGCUCAGUUCGUCAUGAAGACAGCCAUGAACUCCUUGGGCUCAGUCGUGAUGGGAGGACCGAGCAUUUUCACAUUCUUGCUUCAAGAUAGCGAUGCAUUUGUGAAUUUCCGGACUUCCUUCUCCGGAGGAGCCACUGACUCUGCGAAGGCCAAGAAGAAGAAGGAGGGGAGAAAGAAGAAAAGAAAUGAGCCCUCCACCUCGGAGGAAGACCUCUCGGAUGAUGACAUGGAAGUGGACAAGGGCUUGAUUCUGCAGGUUCCGCAGAAGGAGUUUACGAGAAAGGCCAACCAGAGGACGAUGGACGACCUCGGCAACCGCCAGUUGGCCUACGUGCUCGCAGGCCUCAGCACCUGUAUGCCCAGCGACUUGGUCGAAGUGGGCGGCUCCUGUGAAUCCAUAUUGCUCGAGAGUGCUUCCCGCUACAAGAAGCAGAAGGACAAGGCAGGCGAGACACAAGCACUACAGAAGGCCGGCUUCGCAUGA
Molecule: messenger RNA, 972 nt
Organism: Symbiodinium sp. CCMP2592
Lineage: Eukaryota; Dinophyceae; Suessiales; Symbiodiniaceae
Source: the annotation of a GenBank genome assembly